GUAUGCUCGCAGUUUAUCUGUGAGCCCAGAGCCGAGCGCACCGGGCACGAUAGUAGUAUAUAAUUUUUCUUGCGCAUUUUCGGACUCUCCCAUUCAAAGUUGCGGCCACAAUUGAAUACUUCUCACAUCCAACCAUUCAGUUGCUCUUGUGUCGCCAAAGUGUUUGUCACGCCGACACGUUUCCUUACGGAAUAAACUUCAUGAACUUCCUCACGCUUGAAGAUCACUGGUGAUCGCGGUGUCUCAAGCGGAUUUAUGUGUUUGCUUACUGUGUUUCUGUUUUGUGCUGACUUAUGGACAAGUAAUUAAAAAAAAAAAUAUAAAGACAAAUAAAGUUUUUUUUUUGUGAAUUAACAUUUUUCGUGUGAGGUGGUGUAAUUUAUUGGCAGAUAUUAGUUGAACUAAUCGCUGGAAUACAAGGAAAAAAAAACACGAGUGCAUAAGAGAAUAAAUGGUGUGUGAAAAUUCGUACAUUGCUGAGUAAAAUUUAAUAAAACUCCCCAUAAGUGAAAAAGGAGAGAAACAGUGAGAGACACCCAUAAAAUAUAAUCAUAUAUUUAAUAAAUUAAGUGUGUGAGUUGUAAUUUAUAUUUUGCUAAAAUGAUCAUAACACAUCAAAUUAUUUCUACGCUAUCGACACUCAUGGCCUUCACAACAUUCAUCGGAAGCACAUGGGGCAUAAGAGUUGACUGGAACACAAAUACGGGGCCCAUUGUACCGCCAACCACUACAAAACGUCCCGUACCGCAGUAUCCUUAUCGAAAUCCAGCUCCUGUGUGGGAGGAUCAGUCCAACGAUGUCCCUAAUCCGAAUCCCUACGUGUACGUUCUCCCACCGCCAUCGAGACCUCGCUACAAUAACAACACCUACCAGCAGCGGUCAACAGAAAGGCCUCAGGGGACAACGCAGGCUCCCAACUACGGUACCAUCUUAAGUCCACAUCACAAUGAAAUUUCCCGUGAUGAUCAGUAUGUGAAGCCAGUGGCGCACUUGGCUGUUCAAUAUGUGCCAAAUGUCGGUUUCAAGUACUACGCCGUGAUUGCCUACAAUCCCUACGUGAAGCAAUCAAAGAACAUUUAUGACAAACCGAAUGGGAAGUACAAUGCCAAGCUGAAGAAGUACAAAGCCUACGACGAGAAGGCAAAAUUCACACCUUAUCUCAUGUACAUUCCAGUGCCACCACCGCAGCAGCAGCAGGUCCCUCCCUAUGGCUUCGUGAGCCAGAAGGCUCAAGUUAGCAAAUCCUAAAAUUGCCAGAAAUUGUGACUGAUUGUUAGUUUUGCGAAUUAAAUGGCGCGAAACAGCACAGAUUUACCAACGAUCCGACCACUCUUUCACUCACAAAAUACUUAAACCCCCCCUCUUGGAGCAUAGAGGGGAUCUCUCGACAUAAAAAAGAACAUCUAUUAUUAUGAAAACACUGUGUAAAUAAAAUUAUGAUGUAAAAUUGA
Molecule: messenger RNA, 1451 nt
Organism: Lutzomyia longipalpis
Lineage: Eukaryota; Metazoa; Arthropoda; Insecta; Diptera; Psychodidae
Gene: GV1
Exons: 5
Coding region: 601-1248 (215 amino acids)
Source: RefSeq, a predicted model, not a curated record